CUUUUACGGUUCAUUCGUCAGUCAGUCUUUAUAUAUGCAAAUAUAUGUUUGGGAUUACAGUUCGAAGCUGAUCUUCUUUUGAGACGGGCGUGUUGAAAAUUUCGCAAAACAAAAUGCGUUUAUUAACAGUAACUGCAGCUGUAUGUUUGAUGUUUGCUAUUGUUCAAGCUGCUCCGGCUAAGGAAAAGCCGUCCAAAAAUACAUGUCAAAAGGCAUGCACUUUUGACUAUACACCGAUUUGCGCUGGCUUGAAGAAUAGUAAAGAUAAACCACUAUCUUUCGGAAAUAGUUGUGUGCUCGAAAAUUACAAUUGUGAAAAUCAAAAGAGUUUGGUCGUUCUGUCUCAAGGCGAAUGCCCAGGAGGAGGUGGAGUGCGAUUGCAGUAGCUUACGAUCAACAAAUUAUCAUUCCAUUAUACGACUUCUUUUCUGACGGAUGCAUGAACAUGUUAAUUAUGAAAGCAAAGCAUACUCGAAGUUUCUAUAACUAAAA
Molecule: messenger RNA, 492 nt
Organism: Wyeomyia smithii (pitcher-plant mosquito)
Lineage: Eukaryota; Metazoa; Arthropoda; Insecta; Diptera; Culicidae
Product: turripeptide Pal9.2-like
Exons: 3
Coding region: 114-386 (90 amino acids)
Molecular function (GO): protein binding
Source: RefSeq, a predicted model, not a curated record